AUGUCCCACCCACUCCCCAGACGCAUCGAUGUACACUCUCAUUUUCUCCCGCCAUUCUAUCGCACUGCACUAGCUGAUAAUGGGCACUCGAAGCCCGAUGGCAUGCCCGCCAUCCCAGAAUGGUCUCUUGAACGCCAUCUUGAGAUGAUGGCCACGGCCAACGUAUCGAAGUCCAUCCUUUCCGUAUCCUCGCCUGGGACGCACAUUGUACCGGGCAAAGAUGAAUUGGGUCGGGAUCUAACGCGCCAAUGUAACCACUAUGCUGCGCAGCUUAAGAAGCAGCAUCCCGAAAAAUUUGGCGUGUGGGCUGCGCUACCAUUACCAGACGUCGAAGCUGCGUUGGUAGAGAUUGAAACGUGCAUUGGUGAAGGGGCGGAGGGUUUUGGGCUAAUGACCAACUACCAUGGGAAUUAUGUCGGUGAAAAGGCACUGGAUCGCGUCUUCGACAAACUCAACCAAAUCGGCGCAACCGUUUUUAUUCACCCUACAAAACCAUGCAUAAAGCAUGGCAACACAACAUCGACUGCGCAAACCACUGAUGCGCUGCCCUUUGGCGACCAAUACCCUGUCCCCAUUUUUGAAUUCUUCUUCGAUACCGCGCGCGCUGUCAUCAACCUCUUCAACACAGGGACCGUGGAUCGCUGCCCAAAUAUCAAGUUUGUCAUUCCACAUUCUGGAGGUGCCCUGCCACCGCUGAUGACACGCUUCAUUCAGUUUUCCAGUGUGGUGCCCGGUGGGAGGGUGUUGAAUGCUUCAACAGUACGACGACAACUAGAAACCCAGUUUUAUUUUGAUCUAGCUGGCUUCGCCUUUGACGGAGAAAGUGGCGGGAACGGACAGCUGAAAGCGUUUGUUGAGGGAUUCAACAUUUCGCAUGAGCAAUUGCUGUACGGGAGCGACUUUCCCUUUACGCAAACGCAGUUCGUCAAGUCAUUUGCAGAUCGGAUGAAGGAUGGUCUGGAGAAUCUCUUCAAUGAAGAACAAAGAAAUGCGAUAUAUGAGGGCAACGCGGUGAAGCUACUAGAAGAGGGUAACCAUGCAAGAAUGAGGUUUGAGCGACUCUGA
Bipolaris oryzae ATCC 44560 is the source of this 1065-nucleotide messenger RNA. RefSeq lists its product as uncharacterized. Gene Ontology annotation, cellular component: cytosol; cytoplasm. The transcript has a single exon. Bases 1 to 1065 code for a protein of 354 amino acids. Gene Ontology annotation, molecular function: hydrolase activity; carboxy-lyase activity. Lineage: Eukaryota; Fungi; Ascomycota; Dothideomycetes; Pleosporales; Pleosporaceae. Gene Ontology annotation, biological process: secondary metabolic process. The record is from RefSeq and is a predicted model, not a curated record.